AAAAUCUAGUACAUGUAUUAAAUACUUCAACUGAACAUUAAAAUACGCAACACGGUAAAUCGGAGAAGAUGAAUGCUUUACUAGAAAUUAUAUAUAGUGGACUGGCAUUUGUUUGUAUAGCAGUUGGUCUAGAAAAUCUAGCUCAAAACCCAGUGUAUAUGGGAGCAGCUUCUCAAAGUUUAGUUCACAAAAACAACUGGGCGGCAGCAGAUAAAGCAGUAGAUGGACACACUCUAGAGGAAGAUGGAAAAGAUUACUGUAGCUUCACGCGUUCUAACAAAUCAAAGACUGCAUGGUGGAAAUUACCUUUGCUUCAAAAGUCCAAUGUCGCUUACUUGCUACUUUUCCUCAGACAAACAACCAUAAAUCGGCAUACUGGUUUCAGUGUGUUUGUAUUUAAUGAGCCAUCGUAUAUACCGCCAUUUACUGGUGGGUAUAGAGUGUUCCAGCAGGAUCCAUCGUCCUGUCCAAACCAUGUGAUGAAUGUCACUGUCAACAGAGUGAUUAAAGGAAUAGCACUAUAUAAUUCCAAGACCCCUCCACUCGUUACAGGCUGUGCAGGAUAUGAACCUUCGUAUGCUACUAUUGAAAUAUGUGAAGUAAUGGUCAUGGGGUGUCACUUUCAACAUUAUGGAGACAACUGCGCACCAUGCUCAGAAAAAUGUCUGAACCAAGAAUGUGAUGCAUUUAAUGGUUCCUGUAUUUAUGGAUGUAGUAACAAUUUACUUAAACCACCACACUGUUGUGUAGAUUAUAAAUAUGGACCAAGCUGUGCAUUCGACUGUGGCCACUGUAAGGACGGUAAACCAUGCUCCAAGACAAAUGGAACGUGUUUUGAUGGGUGUGAGGCAGGCUGGACGGGAAUAUUAUGUUUGAAAAUUUCAUCGUCCGCUGGUGAUGCAGAUGAAGAUUGUUCAAAGACCUCAUCUGUAAUUAUAUCAGUUAUUUCAACACUUGUUUUUGUAGCAAUUAUAACCGUAAUGGUUAUAAUUGUAUACAAAAAGAGGUUAUCGAGAACCAUGCAAAGUGGAAAAAAUCAGCCAAACGAAGAUAGAAAAGAGUUUGACGAAAAUCCCAAGUUUUAUAAUCAAGUUGGAAUUAAAAAUGACUGCCAGACCUAUGAUGAUAUCAAUUUGUAAUACCUACUUGAAGACUCGACUUAUCAUUAGAACUGUUCUAUAUUUUUAGAGAGCAAAUGUUAAGUUUGUCUGUAUUUUAGCUCGGGAUCAAUUUUACACUCUUAUUUGUGGAUGGAUAUUUCCUUUUUAUUUUCCGAUCAUGACAUGGAGCACAUGGCAGAUGUGGCCUGUUAGUUUGGGAUGUUCACUUCCUCGUGGCACCUGAUGACACCUCUCAGUUUCUGGGGUGCUAUUUUGGCACUGUUCCACUUUCAUAUUGUUUAAUAUACUGUUGGAGUUGAAUACAGUUCGUUAUCUCCAUUAUGUCAUAGAAUUUGUUACGUCUUUUGUCGGAAAAGGUUCUUUCUUUUUUAAAUAAAUUCAAUGUAAGUAGAACACUAUAAUAGAUGUCAUAUUCAUUGUUGAUGAAAUAAGUCCUCUCUAAGACAUAAUUUUUAUAAACUCUGCCUUAUAAACACUAUAAUAGAUGUCAUAUUUAUUGCUGAUGAAAUAAGUCCUCUCUAAGACAUAAUUUUUAUAAACUUUGCCUUUAAAACUAGAAUGUCCCAGACAAUAUCAGUAAUUCGAAACGGAAGUAAAUUGCCAGAAGAACUUGAUUUAAUUUGUGAUUUAUUUUCUCCGAUUUGUCUUCACAAAAGUUUCUCUGGAUUCAUGUUUGACAUAUAAUGCUGAUUCGUUCAUUCGACUUAAAUGCAUGAUAAUCUUUUAUUGAGGUUUUCAUUUCCUACUUGCACUAUAAAAUUGUUCAUGUAGAUAACAAAGAGAAGCAGAAUCAAAAAAGUAUUGAGAUAAACUACAUUAACUUCAAUAUUUCAAUAAUGCAAAUGAAAUAUCACGAUAAAAUUAAAUUUUAAUUUACAAUUUUUUCCAAGUGUCUGUUAAAUAUGAAAAAAAUAGUUUUUUCAUGAAUACAGUUUUUGCCUGUUUUAUUUCUAAAACCAUAUUUAUGGAAGGCAAGCCUAGUUUUUCAUUCAAAAAUGUCUAUAAAUAAAUAUCAUUUAUGCGAAAUUGAUCCGGAUUUGCAGAAUUUUCAAUUGACAAAGGAAUUUUAGUUAAAUGUUCAAAAGCUUAAAAUGAUACCUUUAAGUAAAGUUAAAACCUGAUUUUAAAAAACAAAACUUUUAAAUAAAAAUGUUAAAAUAUGUUUAAAUUCUACAACGAAAUAUAUAACUGUUAACCCCCUCCCCUUCCCAAUAUUUUCAAUUACAGUAGGGAAAUAGAGCAUGCAAAGCAUUUUCAGCUCGACUUUUAUGAUACAUACGGUCAGUUAAUCUCUUUAUAUGACGGAAAUAAAUGUUCUUUGUUAUUUAAUUGCUUGUUGUUACAAAAAAAAAAUUAAAAUUUUCUCAACCCUACUGCAGUACUGGACCUUUGGACUUCCGGUCCACAGACUGGCAUUCCUGUAAAUGACACGUAUGAGGCUGAUAAGGCGUAAUGUGGUGUUUAUUUUUUACUUUUAAUUUGAAAUUGCAAAAUUGAAGAUGUCCUAAAUUAAACGUACAAAGUCAGAACAAACAGAAAAAAAAUUAAAUUAAAGUGCUUAUUAUUUAGAACAUCAAACGUUAUAUUACUGUAAUGCUCUGGAUUUUUUUAAAGCAAGCGAAGGGGAUUGUGAUUCUGCUUUCCCACAAGUACUUGUGUACAUGACCCCCCACCCACCGUCCAUUUUCACUCUGGGGCUUCUUAAACUUUUUUCACAAGUUAUAUUUAUUACCCUUAUUCAUCAUGUGCACCAUAGCGGGAAAAAAAGCAUGAAAACCCUAAAAAAAAAAUCAUUUCACAAAAAUACCUCACUAUACAUUAUAAGAG
Molecule: messenger RNA, 2948 nt
Organism: Saccostrea cuccullata (small rock oyster)
Lineage: Eukaryota; Metazoa; Mollusca; Bivalvia; Ostreida; Ostreidae
Exons: 7
Coding region: 69-1139 (356 amino acids)
Source: RefSeq, a predicted model, not a curated record